Messenger RNA from Aspergillus homomorphus CBS 101889, 1568 nucleotides. RefSeq names its product putative MFS transporter. Gene Ontology annotation, biological process: transmembrane transport. The transcript is spliced from 6 exons. Gene Ontology annotation, cellular component: membrane. Bases 1 to 1542 code for a protein of 513 amino acids. NCBI's taxonomy places the organism in Eukaryota, Fungi, Ascomycota, Eurotiomycetes, Eurotiales, Aspergillaceae. Gene Ontology annotation, molecular function: transmembrane transporter activity. The record is from RefSeq and is a predicted model, not a curated record.
AUGGGGCUAUUCGGAAAGAAAGACACCCCUAGCAGUCCUGCUGACGAUGUCGACGCCAUUGUCGAGGCUCCGGGCAACGAUCCGGAGAAGCAGCAGCCCAUGCACGACGAGGAAUCCCACACCGCACUUCCGCAGAUGCCUCAAUCCACAAUGCCUAUAGAUCCUGCAAUGGAAGCUCGAGUGCUGAGGAAGUUGGAUCUUCGAGUGCCGACCCUGUUAGGAUUUCUAUAUCUCUUAUCGCUGCUCGAUAGGAGCAAUAUUGGAAAUGCGAAAAUCGCAGGAAUGGAGGAAGAUCUUCACCUCACAGGAAACCGAUACUCAUGGCUCUUGACCAUCUUCUAUAUAUCGUACACUCUGUUCGAAUUUCUGGCGUUGAUGUGGAAGAUCAUGCCCCCACACAGAUGGGCGGCUAUUACCGUGUUGAGUUGGGGCAUUGUGGCGACCUGUCAGGCUGCAGUGCAGAACUGGGGCGGGUUGAUGGCUCUGCGAUUUCUGCUGGGCAUGUCGGAAGCCGCCUUUGGUCCAGGAAGUCCGUACCUGCUAUCGUUCUUUUAUCGCCGUCAUGAGCUCGGACUCCGUUGUGGCAUGUUCUUGUCCGCAGCUCCCCUGGCGAAUACUUUUGCAGGCGCUCUCGCUUACGGUAUCACCUCCGGACAUGCCAAGCUAGCAAACUGGCGAUUGCUGUUCCUGGUAGAAGGGAGCCCGUCACUCUUGGCCGCCGUUCUGGCUUGGUUCUAUCUGCCAGAUCACCCGUCAUCCGCCCGUUUCCUGACCGAAGAGGAGAAGGAGGUUGCGCGAGCCAGAUCUCUUCGACGGAGUGGUGAGAGCGAGCGGGUGACUGGGAUCGACUGGAAAGAAUUGGGCCAUACUUUGCUGGAUGCGAAGGCAUGGAUCCUGGCGUUCAUGUAUUUCAGCUGCAACGUGAGCUUCUCGUCGUUGCCUGUCUUUCUGCCCACGAUCUUGGAGGAUAUGGGAUUCACUUCGAUCAACGCCCAGGGCCUCACGGCGCCACCGUUCUUUGCGUCCUUCCUCGUGACGAUCGCCACGACCUGGAUUGCCGAUCGGAUCCAACAGCGAGGCUUGGUGAUUGCGUGUGCUUCUUUGGUCGGCGCUGUCGGCUAUGUCUUGCUUGCGGUCUGUGACUCUGUCGGUGUUCGCUACCUUGGCGUGUUUCUCGCCGCUAUCGGGGUGUUCCCGUCUAUUGCUAAUAUUCUUCCCUGGGCUCUAAACAACCAAGGCUCGGACAGCCGACGAGGCAUGGGAAUCGUCAUUCUCAACGUCAUCGGCCAGUGCGGGCCCUUCCUGGGAACCAAUGUGUUUCCCUCCGGUGAUUCGCCUCGCUUUACCCGGGGUCUGUCGAUCUGCGCAGCGUUCAUGUUUUUCAACACGAUUCUCGCACUGUCUCUGCGAGUACUUUUGGCAUGGGAGAAUCGCCGUCUCGAUAAGCGGUAUGGUGCAGCGGCGGGAUGGACAGCUGGGAGCAAGGAUGAUGCCGCCGUGGGGGAGGAGAAUUAUGGGGCAGGAUUUCGAUAUGUGUUAUAGUGUUCAGUUCUAGCGUGAUUGCUUUC